UCAAGGCAGACACACAGAAAACAGACUGAUGAUGUAAAUGUGUCAGCCAAAGUGAAGUAUGAUGUGCUGAUGCAUCACAGAAAUCCUGUGAUGGAUGUUUACAGUAAAGAUAGAGACCAUAUACAGAGAAAGAGUUUCUAGGGAGUGGGUAGAAAAAUGAAGUAAAAUGAAGGCGUAAUAAUUAGUAUGUUUGUGUCACUCAGUACGCAAAAUGGGGCGCCUUGUGCAUGAGACAAUACUUUGUGAAGGGAAGCCUAGGGCCACAAAAGGCUAAAAAGAAGGAGACUUUGUCAGCCCAACAACAAAAACAUAAUUUUGCAAACAAUUUUUUUGAGUAAGAAAAGAUGGGCAAAACUUGGAAAAGGUUUGUGACAGAGAAGUCAGUGAAAGGACAUCAUAGCUUUGGUAGGACAGGUAGGAGGUCAUGGGCUGGCAGUGCUGAUGAUAUGAGGGCCGUAGGUGGGAUUGGAGGUACAGGGGAAGCUUAACUGCAUGGCAGUCUGGAAUUAGAUGUCAGUGGGCAACUAAACCCAUUGUAAAGACACUAAUGAAAUAGCAGACAUACUGCUGAAGAACCUAAAGUAUUGAAAACAAGGCUUCCCUUCAUGUCUGCUAAUCUGCUGGUCAGUGUUUCAAAGUGUAUACGUUCUUAUGAUUAUGUAGCAUUCAAUUACUUCUCAAUUUCCUGAAGGGGUUGUUACCACCAAGGAUACAUUGAAAUGCAUUGAACUGAACUCUGUUGAUAAAUAUUGAGUUAUUAAGUAAGACAAUUAACUUCUUGGAUACACCACUACAAGGCAUUACUCAGAAAUUCUACUUUUUAAAAAUAAAUAAUUAAACAAAGAAAUGAAUUCAACACUUUCAUAUACUGUAGAUCUUUCUAGACUUCCAGACCCAAUAGAGAAAAGUAUGAUCCAGGGGGUCAUUUUAGUCUAAACCUCAGCCACCUUACAGUAAAUCCCGCAUUAACAUAAUUAACCCAGUCAUCCAUGGUAGGAGUGUGUUUCCCCCUGCCCGCCUGAUCUUACUCUUAUUCCUGGUCUUACUGCUGAGACACACACUCAGUUCUCCAGCCAUCAUCUGCCCACACAACACACAGGGUGUCUUUGGCCUUUAUACAUCAACAGGAGAGGUCAAGCCAGUGAACAAAUAUUUUUGAACAGGAGAAGAUAAACUCAGGUGGCAAAUAUUUGUCAGUGAGUAUUGUCAAAACUGACACAUUACUAAGACACAGAGUAUCUACCAUGGGAAAUUCAACCAGUAGCGCAAUAUCAAAGGAGAUCCUGCAGGACCUGAAGCUCAACACCGCAUUCACUGAAAAUGAGAUCGCUCAGUGGUACGAGAACUUUCAGAAGCAGUGCCCAACGGGACGCAUAACACCAGAAGAGUUUGAGCAGAUCUAUGCCCGCUUCUUCCCUGACAGCGAUGCCAAGAGCUACGCACGACAUGUGUUUCGCUCCUUUGACACCAACGAUGAUGGCACUUUGGACUUCAAGGAGUACAUCAUCGCACUGCACAUGACCUCCACUGGGAAGACGACCCGGAAACUGGAGUGGGCCUUCUCGCUGUUUGACGUGGACAAGAACGGAUACAUCAACAAGACAGAAGUGACGGAGAUCUGCCAGGCCAUAUUUAAGCUGAUCCCCAAGGAGGAGCAGAGCAAGUUACCAGAGGAUGAGAACACACCCGAGAAGAGAGCCAACAAGCUGUGGUCUUACUUCGAAAAGAAAGACAGCGAGCGACUGGCUGAAGGAGAGUUCAUCAAAGGAGUGAUUGAAAAUGAGAAUGCAAUGCGUCUUAUCCACUAUGAACCAAUUAAAGAAUAAAGUCAUUCCUACUCUCAUUAGACUCUCUUAAACUUUUAUUUUUUCUCAGCCUCACAUGCUUCCUGCUCUUUCAUCCACUCAACCCCUCCGUGUAAAUACUCUUCUCUACAGUGUCUUGGUUGCAAUUAACCUUUCAGUAAGUUUUCGUUUAUGUCAUAUUGGUUUACUAUCAUCUUUGUCUAUUAAUUUAUGUGAAAUAGAGGCUAAAAGAGGUAAAUUAUGGAAUAGUGUUUAAAAUGUAUACAGCUAAAAAUGAGAUUUCUGGUGACUAUUAUUGAUGCGAUACAUAUAUACAUUCAGAAUGUGUAUUAUAAAUGUGUCUUACUGUUAACCUUUUAAAUGGUUCAAAAAUGUUUUGACUGGAGAAAUUAAUGGUAAUGACAAAUCUAAGUAUCAUACCCAAUUGUUAGCUCACUUAAGUUUUUUUUACAUAACUGGAAAUGUGGUAGCUCUGAAGUGUUAUACUCUAUUCACUGUACAAUCAAUUAAAUAUUUUCUCAGAAAUCUGUGCUUUGAAAAUCUAUUUAUUUGUCUUUCCCAAAAAAUAAUAAACUCAUCUAUGACCUAGAAACAUACUAUGUUUAUAAUGCUAGUAAAAAUGAUGCUUUGUGUUUUAGGUUUUCAAUUAUAUGUUGUUCAAUUAUUAUGUCUCGGACAGUAAAUCCAAGAGUAUCCCACAUGUAAAACCUACAAACAUUUAAUGUACAUUUUUGUACGUUUAUUUAAAAAA
This is a messenger RNA of Perca flavescens (yellow perch), 2556 nucleotides long. RefSeq names its product recoverin 2 (gene rcvrn2). NCBI's taxonomy places the organism in Eukaryota, Metazoa, Chordata, Actinopteri, Perciformes, Percidae. Gene Ontology annotation, molecular function: calcium ion binding. The transcript is spliced from 4 exons. Bases 1245 to 1826 code for a protein of 193 amino acids. The record is from RefSeq and is a predicted model, not a curated record.